UUCCAAGAAACCAAUUUUGUUGAUCCCCUGCUUUUGGUGAAUAUCUCCACCAUUGAUGACCGUAUAGAAUCCUUGAGAAAGCUUAAAACUUGAUCCAUUCCCACUCAAGACUCAACCUUGCGAGAAAGUCAGUCACACCCACUAAGCAAAAUUUGGCAACAGGCUUGUUCCACCAUCAACUUUCAACGUCAACCUGCGCGUGGUACGGCGGAACCUCCUUGCGCGCGCAUUUGGGUCAUCAUUGAUCUCUUUUUAGUUUUUCCGUCUUUCUCUGAGUCGGUGAGCGGUGAGGUUUAUAGAGCUGAAUUGAUUGAUUAAUGGCGGAAUUGGUAGGGCCUAGAUUGUACAGCUGUUGUAAUUGCAGAAACCCUGUUUCCCUUCAUGACGAUAUAAUUUCUAAGGCUUUUCAGGGAAGAAAUGGCCGAGCUUUUCUGUUCUCGCAUGCUAUGAACAUUGUUGUAGGGCCAAAAGAAGACAGACAUCUCUUGACUGGUCUGCAUACGGUUGCCGACAUCUAUUGUUCUGAUUGUCGUGAAGUGUUGGGUUGGAAGUAUGAACGUGCUUAUGAGGCAUCACAGAAAUACAAGGAAGGCAAAUUCAUACUUGAGAAGUCCAAAAUUGUGAAAGAGAAUUGGUAGCAGAAGAUUUCUCGAUCCGUCUUCAUUUUCCAACAACUUUAAGCAAGUGUAAUUUGGUUUUGCAAUCUUUUUCACUUUUGUACAGGAACUACUACUCACCUAUUUGAAAAUCUUUCAUUUGUUUGUUGGUUGUUCAUUCUGGUUGGGAACUAUGUUUGGAAGCUGUAAAUUGGAUUAUCAAAUUCAUGUGUUAAUAACAUUUUGGAGUUUCUCAAAACA
Molecule: messenger RNA, 857 nt
Organism: Ziziphus jujuba (common jujube)
Lineage: Eukaryota; Viridiplantae; Streptophyta; Magnoliopsida; Rosales; Rhamnaceae
Product: protein yippee-like At4g27745
Exons: 4
Coding region: 318-638 (106 amino acids)
Source: RefSeq, a predicted model, not a curated record